Messenger RNA from Sorex araneus (European shrew), 2471 nucleotides. RefSeq names its product stannin (gene SNN). Bases 217 to 480 code for a protein of 87 amino acids. The record is from RefSeq and is a predicted model, not a curated record. NCBI's taxonomy places the organism in Eukaryota, Metazoa, Chordata, Mammalia, Eulipotyphla, Soricidae. The transcript has 2 exons. Gene Ontology annotation, cellular component: mitochondrial outer membrane.
CCGGCGCGGCGCCCCGCGAGGCUCCUGCGUCCCGGCGCUGCGCGGCGGCCGGAGCGGACCGGGCUCGGGCGGGCGGGCGGGCGGAACCGGGCCGGCGGGCUGCGGCGGGGCCUCGGGCCGGGCUGCUGGCGGCGCCAUGGGCUCACGUGUGCACCCCAGGGUCCAGCCUCGCUGAGCCAGCCGCCCGCCCCGCCGCGGGAGCACCGCGCCCCGACCAUGUCCAUCGUGGACCACAGCCCCACCACGGGCGUGGUCACGGUCAUCGUCAUCCUCAUCGCCAUCGCCGCGCUGGGCGCCCUCAUCCUGGGCUGCUGGUGCUACCUGCGGCUGCAGCGCGUGAGCCAGUCGGAGGACGAGGAGAGCAUCGUGGGCGACGGCGAGGCCAAGGAGCCCUUCCUGCUGGUGCAGUACUCGGCCAAGGGGCCCUGCGCGGAGCGCAAGGCCAAGCUGGCCCCCGGCGGCCCCGACGUGCACAGCUGAGCCCGCCCCCGGCCCCCGGCAUGGACCGACGCCCCCCGGGCGUCCCCGCGGCCCCCCGCCGGGCUGCCCGCUGCAGGCAGUGGGCAGCCCCGACUGAGCUGCGGCGGCCGCCGGCCCCCCUUGCGCUUUUUGUUACUUGAAUGUCCAGCUGAGCCCGAUGUCAGUGACGCGACUACUGUACCGCGUGGACUGUAAAUAGGCCCCAGACGCACGUGCUCCGCUUCCCCGCCCACCCGCCCCUCCCUUGGAGGUGCCGCACUGCUGUGCUCAUGACGCCGCCGAUGCUCGCCAGGCCUGGGACCCGCGCCGGCCGCUGCCGCCGUGGGGAGCGAGGGCCCUUGUGUCGUCUGGGGGCCCAGCCCAGAGUGGGGGGUCGUCGCUUGGUGAUUGCUGCCUGGCACGCAUGACGGAAGCAUCGCGACACCCUCAGCGUGUGCUCGAUUCCAUCUGGGUUCCUGGGUGCCGGGAGUGACUGCCGGGAGGCCACGGCCGCCCCUGGGAGCCGGUGAGGGACGCGCGGCAGCGCCGUCCCGAGGCUGCCAGGUGGACUGGUGGCGGAGCAGUCCCCGUGCCCCUUGGCGUCCACUGUGCCCCCGCCCCGCCCUCGCCCCCGGGUAGUGCCGGCUUGGCUCCUGGGAUCUGCCCUGCAGGGAGAGCCGGGCCGGGCCAGGCCCGCCCGGGCGCUGCCUUGACCCGAUCCCCGUGCGGGGGUCUUGGAGGGGAGCCGCUCGUUUUCCUUGGUGGUUGUUUCCUGUUUUCUGCACUGGAUGGGGAGGGCCGGGGGCCUCGAGGUCCCUCCCCCGCCCCUUUUGCUGGUAACUGCCAUUCUGCUGGGCUCAGCCGCACCCGGGCACCCCGGCUCCCCAACAACCCUGGACUGCGAGGCCGUGGCAACUGAGAGCCCCGUUUCCUGUGGUACCUGUGGCUCCCGACAGCUGUGCUGGGUCCCCCCUGCUGCCUGCCCGUUCCACCCCGGGGCGGGCGGCAGGAGCCCCGCGCAGGGCUGGCUGCAUGUCCUGACACUGAAUCCCAUCGCCGUGAGCCAGUCCCCAGCAGUCAAGGUGAAAACGUGGCUCGUGGUGGCCGCCUGGGCCCCACAUGGCAGUUUCUGUGCCACGUUCCCCCCCCCCCCCGCAGCAGCCUCUCAGCUCAUGGGUCGUCCUUCCCUCCCCGCCCACCGUGGGCAUGUUGAGCUGAGCUGCCUUCUAGAAGCCCUCCGGGAGCUCCCAGGAUCACCUACCGUGGGAGUCCAGCAUGAGUCAUCGGGGGAGUGGCGGGGGCGGCCCAGGCUUUGGGGGGCUCAGAAAGCAGCUGGGUCUUGGAGGCGGCAGUGCCUCUGGUCCCUCACGGUGGGGGGGGGGGGAGGCUGGCUCAGGCAAGUCACCUGGAGUGGGAGGUCACUGAGGUUGGAAGGGGAGAGACGGGGACACACUGUGUCCUCCCAGGCAGAGGGUGGGAGGUGUUGGGCGGGGGUUGCUCCGCGCCCUGCCACGUUCCUGCACUUUGGAGCUUUCUACCUCCGGUUCCUGCUCCCCCUGCUCACACCUGGGCAGUCCAGCCUCACCCCUGCCCCAUGAGGGUUUUAGGGCCCAGGAUCUGGUCACGAAAUGACGCUUCCUGCAGAGCUGCCCUCGGGGGGCAAGGGCUGUGCACACGGGAUGCGCUGGGACAGCCGUGGGGAGCACCACACAGUGACAGCAUCCUCUGCUCCGGGGGGCCGGCAGCCACAUUCCCCCAGAGCCCUGGUGGCACCUCGGGGUCCGCUCGCGUGUCACCUUGCUCCGGAGGCCAGGGGAGGGGCUGCACAGACGCCUCCGCGGGGACCCGGCUCCCAGGUCUGCACGGAGCUGCAGUUUGUGCAAUAAUGGGGAGGGGCGCGUCCCUCCCUGUUCUGUAAAAGCUGAAUGACAUUCAGGCUGAUUUUCUAGACCACUGAGAAAAAUCUUUAUUUACAAUAAAUUUCCAUAAAAUUUGCAUAAAUAUAUUCCCAA